Castor canadensis (American beaver) is the source of this 2573-nucleotide messenger RNA. It is a transcript of the gene Rbm18, whose product is annotated as RNA binding motif protein 18. The record is from RefSeq and is a predicted model, not a curated record. Gene Ontology annotation, molecular function: RNA binding. Lineage: Eukaryota; Metazoa; Chordata; Mammalia; Rodentia; Castoridae.
GGUAGCCGGCGGUGUGUAGGCGAACGCGGCCAGACGACGUCCGUCUGAUACGGGCGUUGAGACCUGCUUUCGGGGCAUGAGCUGAGGGCACCCGCCAAGGCCACCAGAGAUUGAUGGAAGCAGAAACCAAAACUCUUCCCCUUGAGAACGCAUCCAUUCUUUCAGAGGGCUCUCUACAGGAAGGGCACCGAUUAUGGAUUGGCAACCUGGACCCCAAAAUCACAGAAUACCACCUCCUCAAGCUUCUCCAGAAGUUUGGUAAGGUAAAGCAGUUUGACUUCCUCUUCCACAAGUCAGGUGCUUUGGAGGGGCAGCCUCGAGGAUACUGUUUCGUUAACUUUGAAACAAAGCAGGAAGCAGAACAAGCCAUCCAUUGUCUCAAUGGCAAACUGGCACUGUCUAAGAAGCUGGUGGUGCGAUGGGCACAUGCUCAAGUAAAGAGAUAUGAUCAUAACAAGAAUGAUAAGAUCCUUCCAAUCAGUCUUGAACCAUCCUCGAGCACUGAACCUACUCAGUCUAACCUGAGUGUCACUGCAAAGAUAAAAGCCAUUGAAGCAAAGCUAAAAAUGAUGGCAGAAAAUCCUGAUGCAGAGUAUCCAGCAGCACCUGUUUAUUCCUACUUUAAGCCACCAGAUAAAAAAAGGACUACUCCAUAUUCUAGAACAGCUUGGAAAUCUCGAAGAUGAUGGUUGUGAAUUACCAUAGCAGCAAAAGAAGAUUGGUCAGCACACCUGAACUCCUUUGCCUUUGUACUUUGUAGAUGUGAAUGGUACUGUCCAACAAAGCACAGUCAGAUGUUAGGAUUUGGUAAUAUAAUGUUUUUGGAUGGUCUUAUGGAUGUGUCUUCCCUUGAACUAUUGUGGAAUUGAGCAUCAUCCAGAAUAAAUAGGAUUGUGUCCAAAAUUGUGACUUGAACACUGAGAUGCUCUAGUUGGCUGGUUUGCUUGGAUUUAUAACUCCAGAAACAUUAUCUAGUGUGCCAGAGAGAAAGGCAAACAUGCAAGAUGUUAAUAUUUAAAUCAAGAAACUAAAUAUAUUAAUGUCCAUCAGAAAAAAAUGGAGCAUUUUUCUGUGCACAUGUCUUUACAACAUAAAGAAAAAGUAAAAGACAGGAAAGUGAGAGAAAGAUUUUAAAUCAUUUUUAGAACCACUAUUUGAGGAUUUGCUAUGGAAAUCCUUCCAACUGGACUAAGAAGAUUCUUGGCAAAAAAGAACUGGUCCUUUGAGCAAAAUCUCAGUUAGGGAAAUAUAGUGUGUAUAUCUUAAAAUUAUUUAUGUCAACAAACUGUGGAAUCAAAUUUAGCAUUUUAUACCACAAUAGAAGUUCUGUUUAGAAUCCAACUUUUAUUCUAUAGUGAUCAUUUUUUAAAAUCUAAAUAAUCCUGCCUUCUAUAAUACAAAUGUUCUAACAUGGGACUUUAAAAAUUGCAUUUAUUGCAUGAGAUUGUUUUUAUAGCAUGAGAUUUUUCCGUUUGGAAUUAUAUCAUGGUCAAUCUAAAUAGGAAAACAAAAGUUCUUUGAAAGCCUAGACUUUGCUGUAUUGGUCACAAUCAAACAUUAUUUUCUAAUAAGUAUGUAUGGGUCUGAGUAGAAGAGGCCAAAUGAUCUUGUACAGAAUGAGAAGGAAGUCAGAGGAGCAGCCACUGCUCUGGCACCAAGAUUUUAAUCACUUCAUAUUUUAUGUAGUUUUAAAAGACUGCAUGACUUGAACAUGAUCAUUCAUAGAACAUAAUUCUUACUAGAUAGUUUUGUGUCUUUGAACAUUUUUAAUAUAGCAGUAUAAAGAGAGUCAAAAACUAAUAGACUUGGUAUGUUUCUUCAGCACAGUUUUGGUCAUUUUGGUGCCAGGCUUGACAGACUGUUUCAUUGGGCCACACCAUUGCUUUUUUAUAGGUAAAUCACUUUGUUACCUACUCCAGUUGCCAUUCAUGGUGAUUAAAGACUGUUUGCCACUAUCAUUCCUAGUAAGAAGACCUUUAUUAUAGGUACUUUUAAGUCUCCCUAAGAGUAUUAAUGUACAGGGGUAAUGGCAUACGUCUGUGUUCCCAGUACUUGGGAAGCUGAAGCAAGAGGAUUGUGAAUUCAAGGCUAGCCUGGGCUACAAAGUGACACCUCUGUCAAAAAAAAGAAAAAAGUAUAAAUGAAUUUAAGACACUUAAAUGAGAACUUAAGCAUAGGGAGGUCUCAGAAGCUACAGACCUGGUUCAGAGAAAUUCUUACCACUUUUCCUAAGGUCAAUCUUUUAAAAUACAUUUUGCAUUUAUUAGCUAUGUGUAUCUAUGAUGCAAGUAACUCUCCUUCCACUUGGGGGCUAGUUCAGGGAGGUGGGAGUACUUGUCUCCCAUUUUUCUGGUGAUUUCUUGGAGUACAGAAUUCACCAUUUUAUCCUUAAGUCCUCAAGGGUUAUAGUGGUUUAGAACUUAAUGCCAAUAGCCUUCUAUUUUUAAUAGGAACUUAGAAAAUACUUAGGAUUAUAUAGAAUUGUUUCCUUUAGAAACCAGAACUAUUUAUUUGUAUUUAAAGCAGUGUUUAUUAUUUGUACCAAUUCUUACCCUCCAUGUGAAUAAAAGCAA